AUGGCGGGACCCCAGGAUCCAGGUGAGUGGCGUCCAGAUUUCCAGGUGCGGGCCACACUGGGCUUCCUAGGCACAGGGUCAUUUCAGAGGGAGCUGGCCAACCGAUUGGGACUGUGUCAGUGGAAGCUGAGGCGAGCCAUGCUAGCUGUGUGGGGUGGAACUACCCGAAUACUGUACAAGCUGCUUCACAACGACACUAAGUGGCAGUGGUGAGAGGAGCAGGAGGGAGCUUGUAGGGAAAUGAAAGAACUCCUCCACUCAGCGACGCUCCUAGUUCCCUUUGACCCAGAUAAGGAAAUAACCCUUUCAUUCGACGCUUCGCCAUAUGGUGUUUGGGCAGAUCUUUCACACAUUAUGGACGAUGGGUCCGAAAAGCCGGUUGGUUUUGUUUUACGUACGCUGACAGCAGCGGAGAAGGGAUACUCUCAGCUGGACAAAGAGGGCCUAGCCAUUGUCUUUGCUGUCAAGUGCUUUCAUCAGUAUCUCUAUGGCCGUGCAUUCAAAAUCUAUACGGACCAUAAGCCACCGAUGAGACUGUUUAGCAAGACCAAAUGUAUCCCGCCACUAGCCUCAGCCAGGAUACAGCGCUGGGUGCUCACACUGUCAGCCUACCCGUACACCAUAGUGUACAGAGCGGGUAAGGACAAUGCAAACGCAGACGCGCUGAGUCGGCUGCCAUUACUGGAAACACCCGCUGUGACACAUGUACCUCCAGAGACUGUUUUCAUAUUGGAGAGGCUGGCAGACACACCUGUAAAAGCCUCCUGCAUAAAGCAGUGGACAGAGAGGGACCCAGUCCUGUUCCAAGUCAAAACUUUCCUUUUGCAGGAUUGGCCCAGUGUGGUGGAAGGAGAGGAGUUGAGGCCUUAUGCUAAAUGCAAAACAGAGCUGAGUCUGCGGGAUGGCUGCAUCUUUUGGGGUGCGAGGGUCAUCGUGCCUCCCCCAGGUUGUGCACGGAUCAUGGACGAAUUACAUGAGUCUCAUCCAGGGGUAUCGCAGAUAAAAAGCCUUGCAAGAUCCUAUGUCUGGUGGCUGAGACUGGAUCAGGAUCUGGAGAACAAGGUGAGAACAUGCACUCAUUGUCAGUCCAAUCAGAACAUGCCUCAACCAGCCCCCUUGCACCCAUGGGAGUGGCCAGACAGGUUUCAUUUGGACUUUGUUGGUCCGUUCAAGGGGCAGAUGUUUCUUAUAAUGGUAGAUGCACACUCUGAGUGGAUAGAGGCCCACAUCAUGAGCAACAUUACAGCCCCCACAACCAUUGAAAAACUCAGGCAAGUGUUUGCAGUACAUGGUUUGCCUGACAGAGUAGUCACUGAUAAUGGCCCAACAUUCACCAGCGAGCUGUUCAGUGAGUUCAUGCAACAGAAUGGCAUUCAUCACAUACGGACAGCUCCUUUUCACCCCGCCUCAAAUGGAUUGGCCGAGCGGGCUGUCCAAACAGUGAAGGAGGGCCUGAAGCGGAUGACAGGAGAUUCGCUCAGCACUCAGCUUUCUCGUUUCCUGUUUAAAUGCUGCCUCACACCACAAACUACAACGGGACGUGCGCCAGCGGAGAUGCUGAUGGGGCGUAGGCCCAAGUCGAGGUUGGACCUGCUGUGUCCAGACAUGAAGGCAAAAAUGGAGGGAAAGCAGGAAAAGCAGAAAGACCGACAUGAUCAACAUGCACGGGACAGACAGCUGAAAACAGAUGACUGUGUCUACGUGAGGAACUUCAGCAGCAAUAACAACCACCAGUGGCUACCUGGAGUUGUUCUCAAGCGUAGUGGGCCAGUCUCCUAUGUUUUUAAGUUGACGGAUGGACGGAUUUUCUGCAGACAUCAGGAUCAUGUACGCUUGUGGCAUGAUACAGUUGUGGAGAAAGACAGUGUUGCAGAGUUUCCAGUGGUGAGACCAACAACUGUGGAGGUGGGUCAACCAGGGAGAGAGACACAGACAGAGGUUUCUAAGUCAUCCAGAGAGGAAGAACCCUCUCACACUGACACCCAGACCCCUCUCAGUGUCACAACACCAGAGCCACCCAAAACAUCUAUACCAGUAGGGAGUGCUGGGUCAUAG
This is a messenger RNA of Stegastes partitus (bicolor damselfish), 2055 nucleotides long. RefSeq lists its product as uncharacterized. Gene Ontology annotation, molecular function: nucleic acid binding. The transcript is spliced from 4 exons. The record is from RefSeq and is a predicted model, not a curated record. Lineage: Eukaryota; Metazoa; Chordata; Actinopteri; Pomacentridae. Gene Ontology annotation, biological process: DNA integration.